AUGCGUUUCACUCAGUUUUUGGUGGUGGCCACUGCGUCGUUCUUCCUUGCCAGCGAUGUUUCUUCGAUGACCGCCGACUUGAACCAGGACUCGAGGGUUGCCUCGCCCGCCAACCCAAGCCAGCGACUUCUGAGGGUCCACCACGCAGCUAUCGAAGCCGACUCUGAAGACGAAGAACGAUCUCUGACUACGCGGGAAAUGAAGAACAUGAUGAAGAACUUGACGACCAAGGAGGAAUUUGCCUCAACGCUGGGUAUUUCGCAGUUGAUCAACUCCGACCUGAACGGGGGUGCUUUGAUGAGAUAA
Phytophthora nicotianae INRA-310 is the source of this 306-nucleotide messenger RNA. RefSeq lists its product as hypothetical. The transcript has 2 exons. Bases 1 to 306 code for a protein of 101 amino acids. The record is from RefSeq and is a predicted model, not a curated record. Lineage: Eukaryota; Oomycota; Peronosporomycetes; Peronosporales; Peronosporaceae.